Messenger RNA from Mizuhopecten yessoensis (Yesso scallop), 938 nucleotides. Its product is annotated as 3-oxo-5-alpha-steroid 4-dehydrogenase 1-like. Gene Ontology annotation, cellular component: membrane. The transcript has 5 exons. The record is from RefSeq and is a predicted model, not a curated record. The coding region runs from base 103 to 915 and encodes 270 amino acids. Gene Ontology annotation, biological process: steroid biosynthetic process. Gene Ontology annotation, molecular function: 3-oxo-5-alpha-steroid 4-dehydrogenase activity. Lineage: Eukaryota; Metazoa; Mollusca; Bivalvia; Pectinida; Pectinidae.
AUACGUAUAACCCUACAUGUGUGCUCAUACAGGUAUAUGUACAGUGUGUACGAUAUGAGGAGCGUGUUGUAGCCUAAUUGUUUAACUAGAGACAAACGUGUAAUGGAAGCUACGAAAUGGCAAGGUUUUAAUUUAGAGAAUUACAUGAGAUUGGACAUACAUCUACUUGAUACUAUCACUUAUUCCAUUUUCGGAUUCGCCGGAUUCGUCGCGAUUUCCCAAUUUUUCAUAACUUCCGGUGCGUCGUACGGACGGUAUGUCCGGGCAGGAUACGGAUGUUACAUCGACUCGAGGUUGGCUUGGUUUGUCUGGGAACUUCCGUCUAUUGUGAUUCCUAUAGUACUGUUAGUGUUUACAUCCUCACCUCGAAUAGUACAAACGCCGAACCGAAUCUUGUUUGGGUGUUUUGUUCUACAUUAUAUUCACAGAUCCCUUAUUUACCCGUUACUGAUAAGGGGAGGUAAGCCUGCCUCUCUGGUGACGUUUGUGUUUGCUGUGUUAUUUUGUGUAUUCAAUGGGUACCUUCAGGCAGCGUACUUCCUACACCACGCCGACUUCGGGGAGGACUGGAACAGGAAUCCUCUAUUUUAUUUUGGUUUAUGUAUGUUUUUCCUGGGACUGUUUAUAAAUGUUGAGUCUGACCACAUAUUGAGGACUCUGAGAAAACCAGGCGAAACAGGAUACAACAUACCCCGAGGUGGGCUGUUUACGUACGUAUCUGGAGCUAACUUUUUCGGUGAGAUUCUGGAGUGGUUUGGGUUUGCUGUUGCUAACGGAACUUUGCCAACACUAGCUUUCUUCUUGUCUACAACCGCCUCCAUAGCACCAAGAGCUUUCAGUCAUCACAGAUGGUACAAGGAGAAAUUUGACGAUUAUCCUACAGAACGGAAAGCUCUGAUUCCAUUAGUUAUAUAAUCAAUAAAACAUAUGUCAUCAUU